CUUGCUCAGCUGUAGCUCGAGCUGCCUUGGGCGCCUCACACUCUCACUGACUGACUGCCGGUAGACCCUUGCUGAGGUCUGCGCUGCCACGACAAGGUCCUCGCGUGACGACUCGGAGACUCGCCUCACCGCGUUCUCUAGCCAUAGCCCGUCAUGAACAAAGAUGUGCAGUCACACGCCGGGACGCGGGCCAUGGAUCCCCAGCACAGAGAGGAUGAUAUUGGCAUUGCCGGCGCGCCAAUCUCCACGAUUGUUGAUCAAGACGAUGAUCCCAAAUUCCAGGACCAUGCCGCCUUGGCAGAGCUCUCCCAAUCUAGGCGCGGGCUCAAGCAACGACAUAUCCAGAUGAUUGCCCUGGCGGGCACCAUCGGCACGGGUCUUUUCCUCGCAACGGGCGUGGCGCUCUCCAGAGGCGGCCCGCUCGGUAUUCUCAUCGCGUAUUCCGUCGUCGGGCUGCUCAUGUGUUGCGUUGUCAUAUCCGUGGCGGAGCUGAGCGCCCUCGUUCCGCUCUCGGGUGGCAUCAUCCGCCACGCGGAAUGGUUCGUCGACCCGGCGCUCUCCUUUGCCCAGGGCUGGAAUAGCGUUUAUGCAAACGCCAUAUUGCUGCCGGCAGAGAUGGUGGCUUGCGCCGUCAUUAUCGACUUUUGGUCGCACAUCAACCACGCCGUCUGGAUCACGUCUCUCGGUGGCUUGCUUAUUUUUAGCAACAUGCUGCUGAUUAGUGUCUAUGGCGAGAUGGAGUUUGUGUUUGCCAUUCUCAAGAUUGCUCUCAUCGUGGGGGUGAACAUCAUGAGCAUUUGCAUCACUUCGGGAGCAGGACCUACGGGCCAAAGCAUUGGGUUCCGCUAUUGGCAUACGCCGGGGCCUUUCGUUCAGUACCUCGACAUCGAUGGCGCCUGGGGUCGCUUCCUCGGUUUCUGGCGUGUCAUGGUCAGCGCUGCAUAUGCCUUCUCCAACGUGGAAAACAUUUCUGUGCCCGCGGCGGAGACACAGAGCCCCCGUUACAACAUUCCCAAAGCAGCCAAGCGGGUUUUCUGGAGGAUAGCCAUUUUCUACGUCAUCACCAUCUUUUGCAUCGGCCUCAUCGUGGCGUCCAACGAUGAGGCGCUGACAGCCCACUCGGGCGAUGCUGGAGCCUCGCCAUUCGCAAUUGCAGCAAAGAACGCCGGUAUCAAAUAUGUGCCGUCCAUCAUCAACGCGGUCGUGGUAACGAGUGCGUGGAGCGCGGCUAAUUCCGCCAUGCUUGUUGCCACCCGAACCCUAUAUGGACUCGCUUUGGAGGGCCACGCGCCAAAACUACUCACUCGCACCAAUCGUUUCGGCAUACCUUGGCUAUCCGUAGCCGUCGUUGGAUCCGCCAUGGGGCUGGGAUACAUGACCCUUUCGUCGGCCGCCUCUAUUGUCUUCGACUGGCUACAGAACCUCGUCUCCGCCGGUUCUUUUGUGCACUGGAUCAACAUCGAGAUUGUGUAUCUCAGAUUCUUCUAUGGAUGCAAGAAGCAGAACAUAAGUCGCGACGAGCUUCCCUGGAAGGGACCCUUCCAACCCUACGCCGCCUGGAUAGGCCUUCUGUCAUUCAGUCUCCUCUUGCUGACUGGGGGAUUCACCGUCUUCAUCAAAGGGCAUUGGAGCCCGCAGAGCUUCGUAUCCUCAUACUUUAACAUACCACUCAUACUCACGCUAUACUUUGGAUAUAAGUUUGGCAGGAAGACGAGGCUGGUAGCUCUCGAUGAAAUGCCUAUCCGCGGCUUCAUUGACAUUGCGAAUGCGAACCCAGAGGAUCCGCCUCUGCCAGCGAGAGGAUGGCGGAAACUAAAUAUACUCUGGGGUUAAAAGGCUCCAUCAUCACCAAUUUCCCUGGCCGAAUUGCCCUUUUCAAGCAAGCGGAAUCACUCCUCUAAUUUAUAAAAUCCUUAAGGCGACACAAUAUCGGCUUCUUUUAGAAGGUG
This is a messenger RNA of Purpureocillium takamizusanense, 1949 nucleotides long. RefSeq lists its product as uncharacterized. The record is from RefSeq and is a predicted model, not a curated record. Gene Ontology annotation, cellular component: membrane. NCBI's taxonomy places the organism in Eukaryota, Fungi, Ascomycota, Sordariomycetes, Hypocreales, Ophiocordycipitaceae. Bases 154 to 1833 code for a protein of 559 amino acids. Gene Ontology annotation, biological process: amino acid transmembrane transport. The transcript is spliced from 3 exons. Gene Ontology annotation, molecular function: amino acid transmembrane transporter activity.